Hevea brasiliensis (rubber tree) is the source of this 845-nucleotide messenger RNA. Its product is annotated as probable glutathione S-transferase parA. Gene Ontology annotation, molecular function: glutathione transferase activity. Gene Ontology annotation, biological process: glutathione metabolic process. Lineage: Eukaryota; Viridiplantae; Streptophyta; Magnoliopsida; Malpighiales; Euphorbiaceae. The coding region runs from base 40 to 699 and encodes 219 amino acids. The record is from RefSeq and is a predicted model, not a curated record. The transcript has 2 exons. Gene Ontology annotation, cellular component: cytoplasm.
AUUUAAUAGCACUCACAACUCUAGAGCAACAAAAGAAAGAUGGAGGACAAAGUGAUUCUAUUGGAUUUCUGGUCAAGCUCUUAUGCAAUGAGGGUGAGGAUUGCCCUAGAAGAGAAAGGGAUCCAAUAUGAGGCCAGGGAACAGAACUUGGUAGAUAAGAGCCCUCUGCUUGUGGAUAUGAACCCAAUUCACAAGAUGAUUCCUGUCCUUAUUCAUAAUGGGAAACCCACUUGCGAGUCUCUUGUCAUUGUCGAGUACAUCGACCAGGUAUGGAAUGAUAGAUCUCCUCUGCUCCCUUCAGAUCCUUAUCAACGAUCACAAGCGAGGUUUUGGGCUGAUUACAUUGACAAGAAGAUUUAUACUAAUGGGAAGAAGCUAUGGAGGGAGAAAGGAGAAAAGCAAGAGGAAGUAAAGAGGGAGUUCAUAGCAGGGUUGAGGGCCUUGGAAGGAGAACUUGGAGAGAAGGUUUACUUUGGUGGUGAAAGAAUUGGAUUUGUGGAUGUGGCACUUGUUCCAAUUUCCAGCUGGUUUUACUCUUUUGAGAAAUGUGGAAAUUUUAGCAUAGAGAAGGAAUGCCCAAAGAUAGUUGCAUGGGUGAAGAGGUGCAUGCAAAAGAAGAGCGUCUCUAAGUCACUUCCUGACCCUCAAAAAAUUUAUGGCUAUGUUUUGCAGCUCAAGCAGAAACUUGGGAUUGACUAAACUUUUGUGAAAUCAUAUUAGCCAAUGGUGUGUUUGAAAUAUGGGGUGGAUAUAUAUAUGGUUUGGUUUGAUUAUUGGAAAUAACUAAAAUAAACUGUACUUUGAUUUUUCUUUUCUCUAAUGAUUAGAAUCGUUUCUGGAUUCAA